Molecule: messenger RNA, 1583 nt
Organism: Lepidothrix coronata (blue-crowned manakin)
Lineage: Eukaryota; Metazoa; Chordata; Aves; Passeriformes; Pipridae
Gene: TXLNA
Product: taxilin alpha
Exons: 8
Coding region: 402-1568 (388 amino acids)
Molecular function (GO): syntaxin binding
Source: RefSeq, a predicted model, not a curated record
ACAGCCUGGAUGGGGAACUGUCCUGAGCUCCAAAGCGGGAACAGCCUCUCGCCUCCAAAAUAGGAACAGCCUGGACUCGGAACUGUCCUGAGCUCCAAACUGGGAACAGCCCCUCCCCUCUAGACCAGGAGCAUCAGCAUCCUCAGCCCAUAAUUAGUGUCAUAAGCAGAGCAGAGGGUGAGAAGGGUGAGAACAUCCAAGCCCUGCAGAGGGUGAGGGGAUGGGGAUGGGGAUGGGGAUGAAGAGCUGGGAUUUUGGGUUCUCCUUGUCUGGGGUUUUGGGCUCAGCAGGAAUUGACCUCUCUGCUGGAGAUGCUCUGGUUUCUGGGUCCUCAUCCCAGUGAGGGGGUUUCUGUGUCAGCUCUGAAAUCCAAGAGAGUCUGACAGGGCCGAAAGGCUGUGAUGAAGAACCAGGGGGUGGAGACCAAAGGAGCCCCACGUCCCUCUGGUGCUUCCAAAACGAGCAGCGGGAUGGGGCUGGAGGAGGGAGACUCACCCGAGGCUGCAGCACCCCCAGAAGCUCCCCUCACUCAGGAGGACUCCAAGUCCUCCCAGGAUGUGUCCGAGGAGCUGAGCCGGCAGCUGGAGGACAUCCUGAGCACCUACUGUGUGGAUGCCAGCCAGGAGGGCCCGGCAGAGGACAGUGGGCACGGGGAGCCCCCCGAGCCCGAGGAGCCCGACAAGGGCUGCCCCGAGUCCCCCCGGAACGGGGAGCAGGAGCCGGGCGGCCCCGAGAUGAACGGGGAGAAGGAGAACUCCAAGGGCACCGAGGAGGGCGGGGACAGAGACCAGAAGAAGGCUCAGGAGAAGAAGAAAGCCAAGGGUUUAGGCAAGGAAAUCACUUUGCUGAUGCAGACACUGAACACCCUGAGCACAUCAGAGGAGAAACUGGCAGCUCUGUGCAAGAAAUACGCUGAGCUGCUGGAAGAGCACCGUAACUCCCAGAAGCAGAUGAAGAUCCUGCAGAAGAAGCAGACACAGCUGGUGCAGGAGAAGGAUCACCUGCAGAGCGAGCACAGCAAGGCCAUCCUGGCCCGGAGCAAACUGGAGAGCCUGUGCCGGGAGCUCCAGAGGCACAACCGCACCCUCAAGGAGGAGGGUGUCCAGCGUGCGCGGGAGGAGGAGGAGAAGAGGAAGGAGGUGACAUCCCACUUCCAGGUGACGCUGAACGACAUCCAGCUCCAGAUGGAGCAGCACAACGAGAGGAAUUCCAAGCUGCGCCAGGAGAACAUGGAGCUGGCAGAGAGGCUCAAGAAGCUCAUCGAGCAGUACGAGCUGCGGGAGGAGCACAUUGACAAGGUGUUCAAGCACAAGGAGCUGCAGCAGCAGCUGGUGGAUGCCAAACUCCAGCAGGCCCAGGAAAUGCUGAAGGAGGCAGAGGAGAGGCACCAGCGGGAGAAGGACUUUCUGCUGAAGGAAGCUGUGGAAUCACAGAGGAUGUGUGAGCUGAUGAAGCAGCAGGAGACCCACCUCAAGCAGCAGGUGAGUCACCUGCUCUGUGUGCUAAGCCUGUUUUGUUUGGCUUUCUUUUCUUCCUUCCUAAGCAAGGAACAACCCAAAGUUCCUUAAUCUGGAAAACACAGG